AUGUGUAUUGGAUGCCUUAAACAAAUCUUUUAUGAUUUUUUAAAUUAUAUUUUCGUUAUCAUUUCAGACCAUCAUCAUGUGUUUGUUGGGGACCUUGUUCAAGAGAUGAAAACACCUGAACUCCGUAAACUUUUUGAUGAAUAUGGAAGUAUCACAGAUGCUCGGGUUGUACGAGAUCCAGAGACCGGGAAAUCCAGAUGCUAUGGAUUUGUAUCAUUUGAACGUGAAGAGGAUGCACAGAGAGCUAUCAAAGAAAUGAAUGGUGCCAUAUUACCGCAGUAUCCAGGGAUGAAGGCGAUCCGUACAGGCUGGGCCACAAGGAAACCGACAUCUCAUAAAGCACCUUCAGUUGAAGCCAAGGACUAUGAUAAAGUAUUGAAUGAGACGAGUCCCAACAACUGCACAGUCUACGUAGGGGGUCUGCAAUUCAAAUUCACAGAAAACGUUCUACGGAAGGUAUUUGGACCGUUUGGUGAGAUUCUGGAAGUUAGAACAUUUCCCGAGAAGGCAUUCGCCUUUGUCAGAUUUGGAAGUCAUGAGAGUGCAACGAAUGCUAUCGUAUCUGUCCACGGAUCUACGAUAGAGGGCCACGUCGUGAAGUGUUCGUGGGGAAAGGAGAGCAGCGAUUCUUCUGGCUUUCAGCAGUCACAUGCCCAGUCUCAACAGAUGCAGGUACAACAAGGCGUAGGUCAAUUCUACGGGCAACAGCAGCAACAACAAGGUUUCAACCAGUUUGGUCAGUACGGCUAUCAACAGUACCCGGCAGGAGGGGGCCAACAGUAUGUCAUGCCAGGCGUACCACAGAACCAACAGUAUGGUUACUACCAGAAUCCCGGUGGUAUGGUGAUGCAAGGUGGAUUCUUGGGAGGAUACAACGGAGGCGGCGGCGGCGGAGGUGGCGCCGGACAAGGAACACAAGGUGGCUACAUGAUGCAGCAGCAACAAGGAGCGUCGGCGGCACUCUAUCCAAACUCUACCCAAUCAGGAUACAUGCAACCUGGUUACCAAUGAAGAAAUAGAUAAAUAUAUAUCAAACAAAUGUAAUAUAUGACCGAUCUCAUGCAUCGAUAGAAUGCGUGGUGCGAGAUAAGGACAAGGAUUUCUUAAAAGUUGUACCGUUGCGUGGUGCAGGUAGAAUAUCUGUGCUGUGUACAGGUGAGAAUGAGAGAGCAUACUGGAGUGUUUGGGGGAAAAAAAGUGAGCGGAAAAUCUGCGGCAGAUGGGUAUUUUUGAAGUUAGUGUAAAUACAAUGCGUAAGGAACAAGUAACAGAUAGAUUAUAUGGUUAUAUUAACAAAUUAUUUGAGAAGAACUGAAUUUUAGUGACUUCUUGAGAGAGAAAUAUUUGCAAUAUAUACCUCAAUAUAUGAUUGGAAUUGUGUAGAGGUAUAAGGCAUUCUGUAGAGAUAAAUUACGAUGACCCCCCCCCCA
Lytechinus variegatus (green sea urchin) is the source of this 1430-nucleotide messenger RNA. Its product is annotated as nucleolysin TIA-1-like. The record is from RefSeq and is a predicted model, not a curated record. The transcript is spliced from 8 exons. Gene Ontology annotation, molecular function: RNA binding. NCBI's taxonomy places the organism in Eukaryota, Metazoa, Echinodermata, Echinoidea, Temnopleuroida, Toxopneustidae. The coding region runs from base 1 to 1011 and encodes 336 amino acids.